AUGUUCGCCGCUGAGAGGCCUUUUCUCCAUCGACACAAUAGCAGCAAAUUAUUGUCAAAAUUCCAGGGGCCAUUUUUCUCUACCCAUUCCAUCUGUCAGAUCCCAUUUUCCAAACAGCUCUCAAAGUGCCUUUCAGAGCUCGUUGAUUCUGUUGCCUGCUUGACUGAAGCUUCCCAAAAAGGCUUAGAUAGCAUUCCUCUAGAAGCUCAGCACGGCUUUGAUAUAUUGUUUCUUUUUUGGUGGGUACUUGGGACUUCUCAUUUGAUAUUUAAUGUUGCACGACAGGCCCAUCCUGACUUAAUACAGGCAUUCCAAGCUGUUGCAACAGUUGGAGGAUCUGGGAGUUUGGGCACCUCUGUCAACAAAUCUCUUAAUGCUGCGAUAGUUGGUGACAAUCCUCCUCAAGGGAGGGGAGUUGAUGAAAGAGCUGCCCGUGCAGCAACUGAAGUCAGAAAGAAAGCUACAGCUAGGGGCCUCUUGAUACAUCCACAUGGCGUUUCAGUACAAGCUAUGCCACCACUUACUCAACUCCUCAAUAUUAUCAAUUCAUGUAUGACCCCUGAUGCGACAGAAGGUGGGGAAACUGAUGGAGUGAAGAAGGAAGCCAAUGGCCAUCCUUCAAAUGGCCCAGUGGAUUCCAAAAAUGAUUAAUUGACAUCAGGGCAGAAAGAUCAGGCUCCUAUUGGAUUGGGUACAGGCUUAGCAUCAUUAGAUGCCAAGAAACAAAAAGCCAAAGCCAAAGCUGCAACUUGAAUUGUUGCACAGUUGAGAUUAUGCUGAUAGGUAAGGAAACCCCUUAUUUAUUUAUGAGAUUUGGAAUGAUUUUCAAUAUGGCAUCAGAGCCUUUUGUUUUGUCUGUUUGAGUGAUGAACAAUCUCGUUUAUCCAUGGUUCUUAGAAGCUAUAAAGGGUAUAGAGAUGUGCUUGUUGACUGACAGGUAUUCCUUUUCAUUUUAACCAAUAAUCAAGGUCAUAUACUCCGAAGAUCAUGCCAGCCAAUAGAUUAAAUAUAUUCUUCUAGGUACUUAUUGAAGAAUGAACUUGUCAGUUUUCCUAUCUUUUGAUUUUUAAUUAAAUUUUGAGCAAUUUUGGGGCAUCAUGUGAAAGCAUUUCAAUGUUGAAUAUGUAAAACAGUGUGUUAAUUUCCC
This is a messenger RNA of Quercus robur (English oak), 1147 nucleotides long. RefSeq names its product clustered mitochondria protein-like. The coding region runs from base 1 to 651 and encodes 216 amino acids. NCBI's taxonomy places the organism in Eukaryota, Viridiplantae, Streptophyta, Magnoliopsida, Fagales, Fagaceae. The record is from RefSeq and is a predicted model, not a curated record. The transcript is spliced from 3 exons.